AUUCCGCUGACAAAAUCCAAGUUGAUUCUUUGCCUCCAUCUAUAUCUGAUUCUAAAUUUCUAAUAGAAUGUAACACACUCUUCACCAUUCUAAAGCCUCUAUCAUUUUCCCACUUCCUCAGAGUUAGGAUUUCUGUUAGAUUUCCUCCUUGAUUAGUUCAACUUCUGAGAGCAUAUUAAGUGUUGAGUUGAAAAUGUAUUUGGUGGAGAGCAAAGGAGGUGCCAUAGGGUGCAUGCUGUUGGCUCUUUUCUUUUUGGGGACAUGGCCUGCUGUUUUGACUCUGUUAGAGCGACGAGGCCGUCUUCCUCAGCAUACAUACCUUGAUUACUCAAUCACCAAUUUCUUGGCUGCUGUUAUCAUUGCUUUUACUUUUGGUGAGAUAGGAAAGGGAACACAUGAUCAACCAAAUUUCUUAACUCAACUUGCUCAGGAUAAUUGGCAGUCAGUAAUGUUUGCAAUGGCAGGUGGUGUUGUCCUUAGCAUAGGGAAUCUCUCCACGCAAUAUGCAUUUGCUCUAGUUGGUCUUUCGGUUACUGAAGUGAUUACAUCAAGCAUAACUGUUGUUAUAGGAACAACAUUAAAUUACUUUUUGGAUGACAAAAUCAAUAAAGCCGAGAUUCUUUUCCCAGGAGUUGGUUGCUUUCUGGUUGCAGUUUGUCUAGGCUCUGCUGUUCAUUCAUCAAAUGCUGCUGAUAAUUCAGCUAAGCUUAAGGAUUUUUCGGAUGGUCAUAAAGAUGCACCCUUGGAUUCCUUGAAAGAAGGAAACAUAGUUAAAUCAAAGGAUAUUGAAAGUGGAAGCAAUUCUGCAGAAAAGUUGAAAGCAGGAAGUGCGGGUUUUCUUAUAGAGCUUGAGAAAACAAGAGCUAUUAAGGUUUUUGGUAAAAACACAUUGAUUGGACUGAGUAUAACAUUCUUUGCUGGAAUUUGCUUUUCAUUGUUCUCACCAGCAUUCAACUUAGCAACAAAUGACCAAUGGCACACUUUAAAAAAAGGGGUUCCCCAUUUGAAUGUUUACACCGCCUUUUUCUAUUUUUCAGUAUCUUGUUUUGUUAUCGGCGUAAUUCUAAACAUCAUAUUUCUCUACCACCCUGUGUUAAACUUACCCAAGUCAUCGUUAAAAGCCUAUUUACGAGACUGGAAUGGUAGAGGAUGGGCCUUGUUGGCUGGUUUCCUUUGCGGAUUUGGGAAUGGACUUCAGUUUAUGGGAGGUCAAGCCGCAGGAUAUGCAGCAGCAGAUGCUGUCCAAGCACUUCCACUAGUGAGUACAUUUUGGGGGAUCGUUUUGUUUGGAGAGUAUAGAAGAUCAUCGCGAAGAACAUAUACACUGCUUGGGAGUAUGUUGUUUAUGUUUAUUGUGGCGGUUGGUGUGCUCAUGGCAUCAUCAGGACAUAGGAAACAUUGAUUAAACUCUUAUAGUUAUAGAACAAUAUACCAAUUGUUAGUUUGAGUUCACAUAUAUUACUAUGUAGGAGUAAGAAAAAGUUCAUAGAUUUUUGAGUCAGUGUUUUGAAUAAAAUUGUGUUUAAUAGUUUUUCUGGUACAUUAAAUUGUGUAUAAAUAAACUUCCAAAAUUAACAUUUGUGUGAUGAAAUAUUUAUCCAAUGUUUAUAUCUUUUGAUUAAAAGUAUCCGGUGUUUAUUAUAGGUUUAUUUUUAUGAUUAUUUAUUGAAUUCUUUUAUGCAUUUAAAAUUCUAGCCAUAACAACAUUCUUGUGAUGGAAAUUCCAAAUGUAUCCAAAAGUCUUGGAAAAGCUCCCCUUUAGUUGAGUGAAACACAAUUUCCCAUUGUGUCAAAAGGAUGUAGAAGUGGUGUUUUCAAUUCUUUUCUUCACUCACAUCAUGGCCAACAUUGCUU
Messenger RNA from Vicia villosa (hairy vetch), 1854 nucleotides. RefSeq names its product ureide permease 2-like. The transcript is spliced from 8 exons. The record is from RefSeq and is a predicted model, not a curated record. Lineage: Eukaryota; Viridiplantae; Streptophyta; Magnoliopsida; Fabales; Fabaceae. Gene Ontology annotation, molecular function: allantoin:proton symporter activity; uracil:monoatomic cation symporter activity. Bases 194 to 1402 code for a protein of 402 amino acids. Gene Ontology annotation, cellular component: membrane. Gene Ontology annotation, biological process: nitrogen compound transport.